AUGAAGCUUUCGAGCCGAUCUGAUAACGUUCGUUGUCGACAUAAAAGCAGCCUCAGUGAGGACAUCGCUGAAAGGCAGACCAUUGCCGACACCGGAGAUGACCAAGCCGUUUGGGUUGCCCUAGGCUUCAUUGACGAAAUCAGAGCGACUCCAAUGAAUCGAGAGGUCCGAACUGAGAAUACUGCUGCCGUUCGCCCUUUCCACAUUGGUGAUGACGACUAG
Messenger RNA from Pseudozyma hubeiensis SY62, 222 nucleotides. RefSeq lists its product as hypothetical. The transcript has 2 exons. Bases 1 to 222 code for a protein of 73 amino acids. Lineage: Eukaryota; Fungi; Basidiomycota; Ustilaginomycetes; Ustilaginales; Ustilaginaceae. The record is from RefSeq and is a predicted model, not a curated record.